AUGAAAAGGCUACUUGUACUUUUUGCUAUUUGUAUUUUCAUAAUGUGGACUAAUAAUGUUAAAUCGUCCAUAUACACAAAUUCUAAGAGAAAAAGACAUUGGAAUUUAAUGAAAAGAAACAAUUUAAACAAUGACAACAGAAGUAAUUACAGCUUUCUAAUGUUACAUAAAGAAAAUGAUGAAAAAACAAAUAAUGAUAGUAAUAAUAACACAAAGAAAGAAAAGGAAGGAGACGAUAAUAAUAACAGUAAUAAUAGUAAUAAUAGCAAUAGUAAUAAUAAUAGCGGUAGUAAUAAUGUUAGCGGACCCGAUAAAAAAAAUGCAGAAAGCAAUUCUAACGAAAAAAAAAAUGAGGAAAAUAAUGCAAAUGAAAAAAAAAACGAGGAAAAUAAUGCAAAUGAAAAGAAACAAGAAGAAGAUAAUUCAAAUGAAAAAAAAAAUGAAGAAAAUAGUUCUAAACAAACAAAUGAAUCUUUACCACCAGAAAAAAAAAUUAAUAAAGAUAAUUUAUUAGAAUAUGGUACACAUGACAAAGAUGGAAAUUUUAUUCCUUCCUAUAAAACGUUAACAGAUGAAAUCCUUUCCAUAAAUAAUUCUUUGGAAAGAGCGUCAAAUUACCUGAAAAUAGGAUGCUCACAUAUUUUGAAGACGUUAGAAUUUAUACCAGAAUCGAAGCUAUCCACACAGUAUAUAAAAGUAGAUACGAAAAAUGUGUACUUAAAAGAUAUUAGUACCGAAUGUCAAAACAUUUUUUUUUCAAUAGAAAAAUUAACUAUGACCAUAAUUGUCCUUAAUUCAAAGUUAAACAAGUUCAUAUACGUUUCAGAUAAGUGA
Plasmodium malariae is the source of this 834-nucleotide messenger RNA. Its product is annotated as conserved Plasmodium protein, unknown function. The transcript has 2 exons. NCBI's taxonomy places the organism in Eukaryota, Apicomplexa, Aconoidasida, Haemosporida, Plasmodiidae. The coding region runs from base 1 to 834 and encodes 277 amino acids. The record is from RefSeq and is a predicted model, not a curated record.